Messenger RNA from Protopolystoma xenopodis, 1077 nucleotides. The record is from the annotation of a GenBank genome assembly. NCBI's taxonomy places the organism in Eukaryota, Metazoa, Platyhelminthes, Monogenea, Polystomatidea, Polystomatidae.
CCAAUCAGCUCCUACUACUCCGGCUAUGGCUGCAACAUGAGCAAUGUAGGCCACUCAAUAGAGCAUGAAUCCGGUCAUGCUUGGUACAAUACUGUUGAGGCGCUACGAGGCUUAAUCGAGAAGUCGGUUGAUUGGAUCGUCUACAUCAGCAGGUUAUGGGCUAUGGAGACGAGAAACAACAGGAAAGAACGGAUCAGCAAGCCUGAAACAGGUUCCACACAGGAUGAGAUUGUAGAGAGGCUGAUGAAGGAGACUAGAAGGGCUUCGUCUAGUGAUGAGCAGACUCGAGGUGAGGCGUUUGAACUGCUCAAACGUCAGCUCGUUCUCGAGUUCCUCAACAAGGAUGAGGCAACAGAGGAGGAGCGCGACGAGAAUGAAGACACAAGCGCCCAAAUUCCCAGGUGGAAUCUCUUACUCUCCAGCGUUGUGGAGUCCCAUGCACACGCCGCCAGAAUGCUGAUCCUCCAGUCGGAAGAAGAUAGCAAACCAAGAUCUGAUGAUCCGCCUCGAAUUCUUGUAUACGAACGCCAGCUGCCUAGCAAAGCGCAGGUGUACUUCGAGCUUUUGAAUACUAAAUUCCUCCAAUGCCCCCUUUCGAUAUAUGCAUCUCAGGUCAAGCUUGACGACGAACUGGAAGAGGCUGCGGCCUGGAGGUUCACUGACUUAGUACUCCGCUCGGGACGCCCAACUCCCCGCGAGUACUUACGACGACGACUGUCCGACAUGCAGACUCAACUUCGAUCCAGUAAAGCCGUGCGAGUGCGACGCAAUCGGGUGAGCUGGCUUGCCAUGGCCGGACUGGUGCGCGAUGAAGAGGAGGAGGAUUUUAGUAAGCUGGGAAGAAAGGAGAUUGAUGAGGAAGAGGCGAAGAUAGCGAGUAUUGGAGGUGAGAAUGGGAAAGGAGAGACGACAUUCGAGGGAGAAAUGGUACGUGUGGUUGAAGCCGCCAUGCGUUGGUUGGAGUCUGCGAAGUUGGACGAUUUUCUAGCAACCCUGAAGGGGAGACCCGGAUCAGGGAAAAAAGUGAGUCAAAUUGACAUAGAGAGGCAGAACUCUUUUAAAAACUGUAUGGAAUAA